Messenger RNA from Rhipicephalus microplus (southern cattle tick), 1158 nucleotides. Its product is annotated as zinc finger protein 302-like. The record is from RefSeq and is a predicted model, not a curated record. NCBI's taxonomy places the organism in Eukaryota, Metazoa, Arthropoda, Arachnida, Ixodida, Ixodidae.
UAUACACUAUGGUUCUAUGAACCUCUUUGCACGUUACGCGCUUGCAAUCUCGGAGGUUAUGUCCGACCGCUGAAAGAGGAGUGAGUAAUUCGUGGAGAAAGAAAAGCUUAUUCCUUUCUUCAUGGAGUAAUUCUACCUCGAUGUAACUCACCACAGUCGAUUUUUUGCUCUCUACGGCCAUCGCUGGAACUCGAGAGUUUUUGGGGCGUACUUGCAGCAAUGCGACACUAGCACUGCCGUGUUUUUAAUGUUAUUUCAUUGUCAUUUGCUUCCCUCUUGGCGGCUGCAUGCUUUGAGCCAUUUGUUUAAAAAGCAAAACAAUGUGAGUACGGCAAUGUAUAUACCUGUGAAAUCUGGACGGACAACGGCGCGAUGUGUGACCGAUAUAGUUGUGAGAGUGUUUCAACGACGGCAAGCGCCAUAACUGUUUCAUGGAAGCUAGCCAUGAGCGGAAAUUGUAAGAGAAGAUCAAUGACUCAUCCUUCGUCGUGCCUGCAAGAUUUUCAGCGUCGGAAACUAAGGUAUGCCGAGGGGUUGAAACGCCACCUUGUAGAUUCCAACGGUCCCACGGGGCAAUACGAUGAGGAUAGAACAUGUCAACCAUCGACGUCUAAAAGAAGACGCGUUUCGGUGUUGGACGACUGCAGCAGGCGCUUCGGCACUUCGAUUCCGCCCGAUGCAAACCGCCUGGAAUCGGCUCAGUCAUGCCAAGAAUAUAACGAAUGCAGCGAGGAAAGUGCAAGUAGAACAAAAAACUUGCAGUCAAAUUCGUGUUCUCGAUGCUCCAAGACCUUCUCUACAAGGGUUCAACUCCAGAAGCACGCAACAACGCACCAUGUGACGUACAAAUGUCCUCUGUGCACGCAGACACUUUCCGGAUUGUCACUUUUAAAAAUGCAUGUUAAUUCGGUUCAUAUGUAAGGGCUGCCCAUUACUGUGUUUAUUGUUUGUGCAGUGUCUUUUUGGAGUAGAACGUUCUAACAGAGCUUGCCAGUGAAAUAUUGAACUAUUUUAGCCAACUUCUUGCAGUUAUGACCUGUAGAUAGGAAGUGUCUAGUGUGACAUUGCUUUAGUAUGUGUGGAAUAUUUUAAUAACUGAAUACUCACAAAUCCCUGCUAUGGCUUUCAGAGCUCUGCAAGGGCUGAAACCCAGAAGCA